UGCAGUCGCUGGUUGGCGCGCUGCCAUUGCAAGUGCCUCUUCCUUGCCUUCGUUGGAACCUGGAGAAGGGACAGACGGCGGGCGGCAAAGAAGAAGUGGCAUCAUCACUUCGGCCAAGUACAGAGGAGACGUACUGUUGCAACACCAUUUUUGAAGAGCCCGUCACUAUGGCAUCAAUGCUGCUCCUCGGAGUUGCAGUCAUGUUGUACCUUGCAUCUACAUCAGCUCAGCCUGCUCCCGGUUGCCAGGCACGUUGUGGAGAUGUCGAAAUUCCCUAUCCAUUUGGCAUUGGUAAAGACUGUGCAAUAGAUGCAGGCUUUAAAAUCAAUUGUAACACGACAGCCAGUGGAAUUAAGAAGCCUUUCAUCGGUAAUGUGGAAGUUCUAAAUAUCUCAGUGUCCCGUGGCAAAACUCGGGCGCUAAACAAAAUGUCAACAUAUUGCUACGAUCAUACCACAACAAAAAUGGAAGAAAAUCUGUGGUGGCUUGACUUCUCAAAAUGGCCAUAUCGGUUCUCUAAUACAGACAACAGGUUCAUGGUCAUUGGCUGCAACACACUCGCAUAUAUCUACAAUAUAAACAACAGGACAGGAUACACGACUGCGUGUGCAUCGGUGUGUGCAAGCCCAAGGGCACUGACAAAUGGUUCGUGCUUAGGUGUAGGCUGCUGCCAAAAUGACAUACCCAAUGGCUUAACCCGGUAUGAUGUCCAAUUUUAUAGUGUGUACAAUGAUUCAGAUAGUUGGCGGUUUAAUCCAUGCAGCUAUGCUGCGCUAGUGGAAUCAGAGACUUUUAAUUUCAGCAGUGAGUAUAUAACCACUAUGAAGUUUAAUGAGACCUAUGGGGGACACCAGCCACUGGUUCUGGACUGGGCAAUUGGCAAUGUAACAUGUGAUGUGGCUAGAAGCUUACCUUCUUAUGCAUGCCGUGACAGACAAAGUCUGUGUGUAGAUUCAGUCAAUGGCCCUGGCUAUCUAUGCACUUGCCCCAAGGGGUACAAAGGAAAUCCUUAUCUCUCUGAUGGAUGCACAGAUGUCGAUGAAUGCAAGGAAAACCCAAGCCAAUGCCCUAAGGGUGCCACUUGUCGCAAUACAGCAGGAGACUACCGGUGUUCAUGUCCUCCAGGAAGAAAGUUUUCAAAGGACACAAACUCCUGCAAUCCAGACAUUCACCUUAUAAUAGGUGUUUGCAUUAGCUCCAUUGUUCUAGUUAUUAUCAUCUUCUGCAUACGGCUAAUAUUUGAAAGAAGAAAACUUUCAAACAUUAAGCAGCAGUAUUUUCAGCAGCACGGAGGACUCCUAUUGUUUGAGAAGAUGAAAUCAGACCAGGGGCUUGCAUUUACGGUGUUUACUGAAGCAGAAAUAGAACAGGCAACAAAUAAAUUUGACAGUAGCCAAAUUCUUGGGCAUGGAGGACAUGGCACUGUUUACAAGGGAAUAAUGAGGGAUGACAUUCCAGCGGCAAUUAAAAGAUGUGCAUUAAUUGAUGAUAGGCACAAGAAGGAGUUUGGUAAAGAAAUGUUGAUUCUUUCCCAGAUCAAUCACAAGAACAUUGUUAAGCUAUUGGGUUGUUGCCUUGAGGUUGAAGUCCCAAUGCUAGUGUAUGAGUUCAUCCCAAAUGGGACAUUGUUUGAUCUUAUACAUGGCAAGAACCGAACAUUGCAUAUCCCUUUCAGUUCUCUCUUGAGGAUUGUCAACGAGGCAGCUGAUGGACUUGCCUUUUUACACUCAUAUGCGAAUCCACCUAUCCUACAUGGUGACGUGAAGAGCUCUAACAUCCUUCUUGAUGAGAAUUAUAUGGCAAAGGUAUCAGAUUUUGGUGCCUCCAUACUAGCACCUACUGAUGAAGCCCAGUUUGUGACGAUGGUUCAAGGGACGUGUGGUUAUCUAGAUCCUGAAUAUAUGCAAACAUGCCGGUUGACAGACAAGAGUGACGUUUAUAGCUUUGGUGUUGUCCUUUUGGAGGUUCUCACUGGGCAGAUGCCAUUAAAACUUGAAAGUAACGAGCUACAAAGAAGCUUGUCAUCAAAUUUUCUACUGGCUAUGAAGGAGAACAAUCUUGAUUCUAUGUUAGACAGUCAAAUAAAAGGGAAUGAGAACAUCGAGUUGCUUAGAGGACUUGCAGAGCUAGCAAAGCACUGUCUGGAUAUGUGUGGUGAUAACAGGCCCUCAAUGAAAGAGGUAUCUGAUGAGCUUAGCAGAUUAAGGAAACUUUCCAAGCAUCCUUGGAUACAACGUGACACUGAGUUGGAGAGCUUUCUCGGUGGACAAUCGAUGAACAGCUUCGGAAUAGAUCAAAGCACAGAGUACUCAGGAAAAGUUGAGGAAAUGGCCAUAAACCCAAGCAGUUCGUACUAUGUUAGAUAAAAAAGUAGCAUGGCUUUACUUUAGCCAAUGGUGUUCCUCAGAAGUAAAAUACUACCGCUAUAUGUUAAAUUUCACAAAUGUAAGUCAACAAUUCAGGAUUUUGUCUUAGUUUGAGAUUAUGUAGACAUAACAUAAUUUAGGACGAAUGAUUUUGAAAAACAGAGGUGCUACAAGGUACCCGAUGCUAAUUUGCUAGUUUUCAUGUAAACUAGUGCGAAUGUACCAAGCUUGCGGAUAUUGAAGGUCUGAGCUUAUA
This is a messenger RNA of Sorghum bicolor (sorghum), 2622 nucleotides long. Its product is annotated as wall-associated receptor kinase 5. NCBI's taxonomy places the organism in Eukaryota, Viridiplantae, Streptophyta, Magnoliopsida, Poales, Poaceae. Bases 168 to 2366 code for a protein of 732 amino acids. The transcript is spliced from 4 exons. Gene Ontology annotation, molecular function: polysaccharide binding; protein serine/threonine kinase activity; ATP binding. Gene Ontology annotation, cellular component: plasma membrane. Gene Ontology annotation, biological process: protein phosphorylation; cell surface receptor signaling pathway. The record is from RefSeq and is a predicted model, not a curated record.